AUGCAUAUCCUCUCCGCCUCCUCCAUGCUUGCUCUUUGCAGCAUAGUGCUAGCGAAAAAUCACCAGUUCUGUGCCUGUCAGUCUGCUACUGAUGGAAGCAUCAACAUUGAUGCUACCGCACAGGUCCGCAGUCUUCACAGCACUGAAUACCUUUGGGGUCAAGCUGAAGGAGAUUAUUGGGUUGCCCAUGACAAGGGUCCCGGACCCCGAUUUGCAGGCGCAUUUUUGGAAGCUGCCUAUGGAUGGAUCGAUGGCAGAGCCUUCUAUAAUCUCUGCAGAAACUUUGGAGGUGGGGACUCUACAUGCUUCGAUUGCUCUAAGUGGCACAACGUCAAUACCGCCAUCUAUUGCGAUGUAUCCUAG
Colletotrichum costaricense is the source of this 363-nucleotide messenger RNA. RefSeq lists its product as uncharacterized. The record is from RefSeq and is a predicted model, not a curated record. Bases 1 to 363 code for a protein of 120 amino acids. NCBI's taxonomy places the organism in Eukaryota, Fungi, Ascomycota, Sordariomycetes, Glomerellales, Glomerellaceae. The transcript is spliced from 4 exons.